UUUUUAAAAUAAGAUUCUGAUUGUUCGUCUGUGUUUCCAGAUGAGGACUUCUCUCCAUCUUGGAGGCUUACAGCUCACCUUCCUCUUCUUCGCUCUUCUCUUCUUACUGACAACGGUGGACACGAAUCCCUUACCCCCCACCCCUCUCCUGCCCACAGUGGACAGACCCCAGCUGGAGUCUGCCCUGCAUCAUCUCCAAGUGACUCUGGAGGACCCCAGAGACUCCGAACCUUUAGAAGGUUGGCCUGAAGACCUCCAGUCGGUCAUUUUGGAGCCUAUAGAGGGCAGAGCCAGCUUUGAAGAAGAGGGAGAGAGUGACAAACCCUGGGUAGAAGAGGUCCUGCUGAGGGCACAAAGAGGGAACCUCAUGGACAAGCCGGUCGCCCCCUUCCCUGGAGAAAACUCUCUGGAUAGUUUGCAUUAUCAAGAAGAUGAAGGCGAGGAGGGGUGGAAGAGAAACGAUGCUCUGACCUCCAUCGCCGGAGGACUCCAAGCUGUCAGCCGUGAGAAAGGAGGAUUUGGUUUCCGCUUUGGGAGGAAGAGGUGGACGGAUCGGGGAUGGAGGGACAGAGGGUUGAGUGCAGAUGAAUAAGAGAAGGGGUUCAGCUAAACAUUGACAUAAAAAGAAGAGUUUCAUUUUCUCUUUCCUGAUGAGAAAAUCAACAAAUAAAUUUGACAGUAAGUCAAAAAUAUGUUUAAGUGAUAUGCAAAGCUGGGGGAAGUUGUCUUUUACAUCACUGCUUCAAAUCAUUAGUUGUUAUAGAGAAAAUUGUGAGACAAAACUGAAAAUUCUCAAUAAAAAACUGAAUUAAAUCACAAUAAGGAACACGAAAAUUAUAGUUUCACUUGACUUUUACAGAAGAAUUUUCAGCCCUAGUGCAUGCUUAUGUAAAUAAGUCACAAACUUAUGACCGUUUUUGAUUGCUAUCUACUUGCUAAGCAGAACAACAUUCUUUACAGUAAUGAGAAGGGAAUUUAAGAACAAGCUGGACUGCAUGCUAACCCACCAAACAUUUUUUUCUUUUCUAAUUAUGUUUUUGUCAUUUUAGAUAGAAAGGUUGUUUAAUUAAGUUAUUCAGAACAUUCUCUUAUUCAGGUUCUCCAAUUACGAUGGACUCUCAUCACUUUAAUGGGUCACAAACAUAAAAAAAUCUACUUUAAACAGAAACAAAUGUAAAAUAGUGCAAAAGAGGAAGUGUUGUGUUUAAGCUGACAAUGCUCAGGAACUUACUUCUGUUUCCACAUAAAUCCCCUAUUUUCUAUGUUUAGAAGGAGGAAUAUAUUGUUCAGGUCAAUGAAAAUGAUAUUUUGUUGUGAUUAUUUAUUAAAGUGUCUGUUCUAAAGCAAA
Molecule: messenger RNA, 1348 nt
Organism: Oryzias melastigma (Indian medaka)
Lineage: Eukaryota; Metazoa; Chordata; Actinopteri; Beloniformes; Adrianichthyidae
Product: pyroglutamylated RFamide peptide
Exons: 1
Coding region: 41-592 (183 amino acids)
Molecular function (GO): orexigenic neuropeptide QRFP receptor binding
Source: RefSeq, a predicted model, not a curated record